Messenger RNA from Bubalus bubalis (water buffalo), 1556 nucleotides. RefSeq names its product NADP dependent oxidoreductase domain containing 1 (gene NOXRED1). The transcript has 7 exons. The record is from RefSeq and is a predicted model, not a curated record. Lineage: Eukaryota; Metazoa; Chordata; Mammalia; Artiodactyla; Bovidae. Bases 462 to 1556 code for a protein of 364 amino acids. Gene Ontology annotation, biological process: L-proline biosynthetic process. Gene Ontology annotation, molecular function: pyrroline-5-carboxylate reductase activity.
GACAGGGAGGCCUGGCGUGCUGCGAUUCAUGGGGUCGCAAAGAGUCGGAUAGGACUGAGCGACUGAACUGAUGCAUUGAUUUCUUGAACACAAAAAGGAGAGGCUUGAAAAGUUGACUCCUGAGUAGUGCUAAGAUUUGAAUGAAUUGGAGUGUGCAAAAAAAGAAAAAUCUAGAAGUCCAGAACCUUCUGUUGGGAAAAGGAGGAUCCCAGACUGCCCUGGUAUAGUAUUCUGAGAAGUAUGAAGGAAUUCAUGCCCUCAUGGGGUAGGUCUGGAAAACCUCUAGGUGGGUCUGGCCCCUUUAAGACUCCAAGCCUGAAGUAACCUGGUAGCUAAGGAGUCAUAAUGACAACUUUCCUGGGUAAUUCUCCCUGAAAAUGUAGUUAUUACCUUCCAGGACGAGACGUCCUGAGGAUCAGAGCCAUCUUUUCCUCAGUUUGGUUGUAGAUGCUGGCUUGGAGAUGGACCUGCUAGAGGAUCUUGAGACCCUGAAGUUUGAGUCCGGGAUUCAUGAGGAAGACCAAAGCUGGCUGUAUUUGCUGGGCCGUUCUCAUGGUCUGAUGACCAAGGCCUGCGCCCACGCAACCUUCUUCUGCAAGCUACUCCAUAAUUUGAGGUACGCUGGGUCCCUAGGGUCAAAGAAGCGAACCUCUAAAUGUCGCUUGACUGGGUUGCGUGAAGAAACUCUGGAUGACGAUGCGUUAAAGGUGGGCAUCAUCGGAGGCGGCCACCUUGGGAAGCAGCUGGCACACACGCUGCUCCAGUUCAUCCCCAUCCCUGCUGAGAAUCUGCGGAUCUCCACUCGGAGGCCAGAGACCCUGGAUGAAUUCAAGAAACUGGGAAUCCAGUGCUUUUACCAGAACGCUUCUCUGGUGGGAUGGGCCGAUGUGGUAUUCCUCUGCUGCCUGCCAUCUCAGCUGCCUAAUAUCUGCGUAGAAAUUCAAACCCGGCUUGGGAAAGACUGCAUUGUGUACAGCUUUGUCUCUGCCAUCCCAGUAUCCAGGUUGAAACUCCUACUGAAUCACACUAACAUCUUGCGGCCCCAGUAUCAGUGUGCUGAAGAUCUUGCCCACAUCUGGGGGACCAAUGAGAUCACCGCUGCUCUCCAAGACCCCACGAUUCUUCAGGCUACCUGCCCCUACAGCCCUGCUGGGGGAAUAAGCCUCAACAUCAAGUGGCUGGAGGGGAUGUUUUAUGCACUCUUAAACUUCUGCACAGCAAACGACAUGCCGCACUCACAAGCGCUGCAGCAUCUGAACGAGCUGUUCUCCGCCCAGCACCUCAAGGCCUGUAAGGAGGACGAAGCAUCACCCCGAAAAUUUCAAGCCCAAGAUUUUGUCAGUAAGAUCUAUGCCAAGAACCUGUCUCAGAAACGGCCUUUCCCCUUGUUUGAUCUGACUACUGUGCAACUCAAGGAAACUCCCUUUAGCCAGUACCUCUCAAACAGCACUACUUUUCAGGACUGCUUUACCCAUCUAUAUUGUGACUCAUUUGGCAUCUCCCUAACCAAAGAACAAGAAGAGCCAGAGGUUUCCACGGGUUCUCCAUCCCAAUAA